AUGUGUUUUUCAGCGAAACUGUUUUGUGGGAGAAAAUUAGAAAGUUUUGAAGAUAGCUCAUUUUUGAAAAGAACGCCUAAAAUACAAUUUCCGGGCUUUAUCUUUCAAAUAGAACGUGAUGAUCCAUCACAGAUGCCUGAUAUUAUUGCCGUCGGUUUUCAAGAAAUUGAUACGAUCAAGGAAGAUGAAUGGGAAUAUUUAAUACGAAAACAAAUUCAAAAAUGUCUAAAACAAUCAGAUGAUAAAUAUGAACUGUUAAAUCGUGUGAGACUCGUGACAAUGAAGCUACACUACGGCGAUUUGAAUGAUAGUUCGUCACUAGUGAAAAUUAUUUCUGCUGUGAAACCAAAAGAAAUUUACAAUCUUGGUGCGCAAAGUCAUGUCAAAAUCUCAUUUGAUCUUAGUGAAUAUACAGCUGAUGUGGAUGCUGUUGGUACAUUAAGAAUUUUAGAUGCAAUACGUACGUGUGGUUUAGAAAAAGAAAUUCGGUUUUACCAAGCGUCCACGUCAGAAUUAUAUGGAAAAGUACAAGAAAUUCCACAAAGUGAAACAACACCCUUUUAUCCUCGUUCCCCGUAUGCUGCCGCUAAAUUAUAUGCAUACUGGAUAACAAUAAAUUAUCGUGAAGCUUAUAACAUGUACGCAGUUAAUGGAAUAUUAUUCAACCAUGAGAGUCCAAGACGAGGUUCUAAUUUCGUCACAAGAAAAAUUACACGGUCUGUAGCAAAAAUUCAUCUUGAUCAACAAGUAUCAGUCGAAUUGGGUAGUCUUGAUUCAAAACGUGAUUGGGGACAUGCGAAAGAUUAUGUAGAGGCAAUGUGGUUAAUGCUUCAGCAUGAUACACCGGAAGACUUCGUUAUUGCUACAGGAGAAACCCAUAGUGUAAGAGAAUUCGUUGAGGCAGCAUUUCAAGAAAUUGGCAAAGAUAUCGUUUGGGAAGGAGAAGGUGUCAAUGAAAUAGGAAAAGAAAAAGGAACAGAUAUUGUUCGUGUUAAAGUAAAUCCGAAAUAUUAUCGUCCAACUGAAGUUGAUUUAUUGCUUGGUAAUCCAAAAAAAGCGAAAGACAAGCUUGGUUGGACACCGAAAAUCACAUUUAAAGAAUUGGUAAAAGAAAUGAUAGCUGCUGAUAUUCGGUUAAUGAGAACAGAUCCUACUGCAUGA
Messenger RNA from Didymodactylos carnosus, 1161 nucleotides. The record is from the annotation of a GenBank genome assembly. Lineage: Eukaryota; Metazoa; Rotifera; Eurotatoria; Philodinida; Philodinidae.